UUAUGGAAAAACUCUCAGACAGCGUCAAUGUGUGACACAGUGACUCAGCCUGUAGGCGGCCUCUCCACCACGUCAAAAGACUUCACCAAUCUGUCUGGAGUGAAAGCAGACUGCCAGCCCAUCCUCGAGUUUCACUACACGCUUAGCCGUGACACACACACACACACACACACACACAUACACACACACACACACACACACACACACACAGAUGAGCUCUUGUCUUUGAACUGAAAACACUGAAUUUCAUGCGCUGGAUUUGAGCAACCACAGAUUCUUGCUCCAUAUGAGGAAAAAAAUUUUGAAAGCACCUUGUCUCCUCUUGAGUCUGUUCACAAGUUUGAAUCUCUGCUCUGGAAAAUUUGGGACACCGAUAACUGAUGAUGUGAGCAAGCUGUCAUUAUUGAAGCAGAAUAUCCCUUCUGAUUAUGAAAUUCCUGUUAGUUACAUUCCCAAAGAAGUGGCUGGCACUUGCUGGGUGGUAUUAAAUAUCUAUCCAUUAGAGCAAAGUCUUCGGAAGCUGGCUAAUAUGUUUGGUGCCAUCUCCUCCAACAAAGAAAACAUAAUUGUCUUCAUUGCAAUGCUGAAGAGUUUACGCUUCACCUAUGAACAUGAGGAACUGGAAACAGCGAUGCAAGUCUUCCAGUGUCACUACCAGGAAAGAAGCUUAAUGUCUGGUCUUUACUUUGACUACAUCAAAGACGUCUUACAUGCUGCCGCUCAAGAAACAUCCGGCUUCUCAUGCAAGCCGCCACCAUGCCUUAAUCCAACACCAGGGAAUCAGGAGGACGGACGUAGACACAGCUGGUCAAAGAGAACGCCCUUGCUUCUGGUUCUCAUCCCCUUCACAGCUUGUGUUGUUCUUAUAGUGUGGCUGGUCAAGUCUGGCAGGCGUUUACCAGUGUGCUACACUGAAAAUAACCAAAUGGCACCUUCUGACAUGAUCCCAAGUGUGUCUGUCUCCAUCCCACUUCAAACACUCACCCACGCUGCUGACACUCAGCCAGUGGGGGAGGCGAUCCCUGAACAUGAAAGUGGAUGAAGCGCAAUUAAUAAAGAGGAGAAGGAUAUUUCAGACAGCAGUUUAACAACUCGCUCUCCAGGUUGUUCGGUUAUUGGCAGGAGCCUGCUGGAUAAGCGAGUGUGGUCUGACACUCUGCUUUCACUCAUCCGAGUGCAUGGGCUUGAGCUAUGAGAGAAAACUCACCUGCUGUGAAGAUGGGUGUAUCAAAAAAUUCCCCAGGCAUUUCUAACACUUAACCAUCCAAAGAGAUUUCUUUUCAUACCAGAGGAAGAUCUCUCAACACAAUGGCUGGUUAUCUGCCAAAAUGGCUGGUGAAGUACUUUAAUUGUCUCGCCUUGGCCAGCGUUUAACAGCAUGUGGCUGGCCUGUUCUGAGCACACCACGUUGAUUUAUUUUGUUUUAUCCCUGUUACUCUGUACUGGUUCCAUCGCUGGAGCCACAGAUCAAAAUGAUAUCACACUGUUUGGAGGACGUCAGUUCAUUCUGAGAUGGGACUCCUGUCAUCAGCUUGUUGGCUCUGUCCUGGUGGUCAUAGAGACUGUUAUUUCACUGCUGUCGAAUUAACAGUUAAGACACUGAGUCCCAUCCUGCUCCUGUAUUCUGACUUCUGCUUAAAUGCGUAUGCCAAGAGGUACAUUCCUACCAAUACCAUCUUUAAAAAAACAACUGAAACGCAACAGCAGCUUGUCUUGUACUUGUUGACAUUAUUAUGAUCUGUGAUCUGUCACAAAUUGCAAAGCUGCUAGUCACAAACAACACGCUGAGCAGUUCAACAAGCGCCCUACUUUGUGUAUCAAAGAUCUGACCAGAUGGCAGAUAGCCAUUGCCAGAGGCACUUUCAAUCCCGUCAUUGUAUCUCAAAGCUGUUGCCCAAUGAUCUAUAGCUGCUGCUCAGCCACAGUGAGUGUGUUAGAGUUUUUAAUGCCUUAUUCACUGAGUCAAUCAUGUUCAGUCAUGAGAACAUGACUCCCCGAGUGUGAGUGCUAUAGUACUGUAUGUGUCAGGGAGAGGGAGCGAGAGACAGGACAGGCAGGAUGACAGAAAGUGAGGGAGAUAGGGAUAGAUAGAUGGAUGGACGGAUGAGCUCAGCGAGAAGCAUAAGGAGGGCUUGUUCUCGUCACAAAAGAACUGGCCGUAGGCUGGAGGAAAUGCCAGUUUCAAACACGACUGAUGUCGGCAGAUCCCUAUGAAUCAACAGGCAAAGAAUCUUUCCAGACCACAGGCUAUGUAGUCUCAUCUACAGAGGAUGGUUAGUAUUCCAAUAACAAUUUUCUGUAUUCAAAUGAUUUACUUCCAAAACAAAUCAAUGAAAUGUGGAAAGAUGUACCUUUAUUAAAAUGUUUUCCUGUUGGCGACAAACUCUACAAAUUAUACUGUUGUUUAUUUUCAUUUUAAUGACCAAUUUAUAUGAUUUUCUUUCUUUUUUUGUGAAAGUGUGUAUUUGUACUGUAUGUGAAAUAUUUAAGUUAUUUUGUUACAAGAUAAACCACUUACCAAAUUGAAUUAACAUUUUCCACAAGAUUGUAUUUUUUAAAUGAUUUUCAUUCCAGUCAAGAAUGUGAAGAAAGUAGACAAAAUACUGUGAACACUCAGGGAAAAUACAAUAUCACUGUGAAGUAACUCUGAAGUACAUAAAUCAUCAGGGCAAAUACUUCUACAACGGUGGGUUAUAUUUACUUGGAUGCCAAUAGAUACAUUCAUCCAACCCCCUCAACCCCCCACCCCUCUCUCUUUCCCUCCCUGAUUUCUGUGGCUUUCUUUUAAAUAUUUCUGUUUCUUUCUCCUGCAACAUGGGCAAAGAGUUUGCCAUCUUUAUCUGUUUACCUCCUGAUAUUAUUUUGAAAACUCACAUAAAAGUGACAAAGUGUUAUCAGGUGUUUUAUAACUCGCUAAUUGGUAUUCAUAUGACCCACACUUGGAACAGUUGAUAACAGUGAUUUGGUCACUUUCCUCUUUUAUGAAAUGUUAACAUUAUUUUGUCUACUCUCUAUGAGCAAAAUGAUACUGACAGUGUUAUAUGUAUAUUUUGUAAGUAUGUGUCAAUAAUAUAAAAUAUAGAAAGGGUCAUGUUAUUAUUGUUGGAAAAACAGUGGAACACAGCAAACAGUUCAACUUCUGAAAGACAUGUGGACUUAAUAAAAUGCCUCUUUGAAGUGAAAUAUUUGGACUUUGUAAUUUAUAAGGAUGUCAGAACUGAACAGAGAUCAUGAGUUCAACAAGAGCAUUGUCAGGUCAUCUGCUCAGGCCUACCUGACCUUUGAUGUAAUUUCAAAGAGACACAAAUUCACUGAUAGAAUUUUUUCAUUACAAUGGUUAUUGAUUGCACAAAUAGUAGUGGCAUUAAUAAAAAUGUUUUGGUGAUUAAAUUUUUAAUAAUAAAACUGUGUUUGUGGUU
Molecule: messenger RNA, 3419 nt
Organism: Seriola aureovittata
Lineage: Eukaryota; Metazoa; Chordata; Actinopteri; Carangiformes; Carangidae
Exons: 7
Coding region: 287-1042 (251 amino acids)
Biological process (GO): cell adhesion; positive regulation of cell population proliferation
Cellular component (GO): plasma membrane
Molecular function (GO): stem cell factor receptor binding; cytokine activity
Source: RefSeq, a predicted model, not a curated record